AUGGACGAGACCGAACUCAACGCUAUCAGAAGUGCUCGACUUGCGGAACUCCAGAAACAGGCUCUGGGAUCAAGAGCUGCUACUACCAAUGCUAGCACAGGUUCUGGAGGAGCCUCUAGUGAAUCACCAAGUGCAUCACUAUCCAAUACAGUGGCCCAGUUGUUGGAACCUCAAGCUAGAGAAAGACUAGGCAGAGUGCGUCAAGUGCGCCCAGACCGUGUGGAACAGAUCGAACAGUACUUAUACAAAAUAUACUCUAUGGGCCAACUUCAAGGGAGGGUAUCAGAGAACGAAGUAGUUCGUUUGUUAGAGAGUAUGAGAGAUGAGAAGCCUGGAGUCAAGAUUGUUUAUAAUAGACGUCAUAAUGAAGAUAGUGACUCUGAUUAUGAAUAA
This is a messenger RNA of Lizanozyma spartinae, 393 nucleotides long. RefSeq lists its product as uncharacterized. The transcript has a single exon. Gene Ontology annotation, cellular component: nucleus; cytosol. Bases 1 to 393 code for a protein of 130 amino acids. Lineage: Eukaryota; Fungi; Ascomycota; Pichiomycetes; Serinales; Debaryomycetaceae. The record is from RefSeq and is a predicted model, not a curated record. Gene Ontology annotation, molecular function: DNA binding.